Molecule: messenger RNA, 414 nt
Organism: Penaeus indicus
Lineage: Eukaryota; Metazoa; Arthropoda; Malacostraca; Decapoda; Penaeidae
Exons: 3
Coding region: 1-414 (137 amino acids)
Source: RefSeq, a predicted model, not a curated record
AUGAUUGUAUUUGGGAAGAACCUGGAGAUUGUGCGCGCGUGGAUUUCGGGAGACCCGAAGCCUAACGCAGACCCAAGACCACUCAGACCCCAACAACGCAGACCCCAGACCACUCAGACCCCGAAAACGCAGACCUCAGACCACUCAGACCCCAAACAACGCAGACCUCAGACCACUCAGACCCCAGCAACGCAGACCUCAGGCCACUCAGACCCCAAACAACUUAGACCCCAGUCCCUUGACCUAAGACCCCAAACCCCCAAACCCCCCAAACCCCCUAAAAUAGACCCCAAACUUCCAGACACCCAGACCUUAGACCCCAAACCAACUCAAACCACAGAUAGACCCCAGACAGACCCCAGACCCCAGACCACAGACCCCAGCACCACGUACCUCUCGGUUGACCUGUCGUGA